AUGGGAAGACAUACUUCUGGGUCUUUGGUUUGUGUGGAGAAGGCUGAAGCCCUAGUGGACACAGAUACUAGCUUUCCACGUAAGGUGAUAAUAAAGGAUGAUUGCUUGUUUAUUCAAAUAGUGUUACAACUGAUGGUUAGUGAGGCUGAAAAGUGAGUUAACAGAAAAUCUCAUUGCACUGACGCAAAGGAAAUCAGUUGUGAUCUCCACCUUGGACAACUAUUUUUCACGGGGCAGAGACCCAGGGAUGACCCGCUUAAACAUAAGGAGGUUCUUCAUCAACCAACAGACAAAGAUUUAUGUCGUUUGUCUCAUAUUCUGUUAAGGUACAAGUAUGUGGCAUGCAUCUUGGAAUUGGGAUGUGUAUUGCUGUUGGGUUUGGCGUGGAUCUUCUUUUCUUGCAUUUUCCUGAGUAAGAAAUUUUAAACUGUUCAAUCUUGAUCAUUAUCCAACUUUUUUUCCCUUAACCAUGGGCUUAGGGAGAUUCAGGAAGUAGAAUUUCUAAGAUGAAAAGAGAAGGAGAUUUGUACUGUUCUAUUCCAUGGCUAUAGAUAAGUGGAAUGUCGAAAAAAAGGUCAUUUGGGGGAGCUGAAAAGUGAUCCACUGAAGGGUACAUGCAUAUUCACCCAGUGGUGUAUGCUGUCAAGCUGGAGGGUGUUUACUCCAUUAGAGUGAAAUAUAUUGGCAAUUGUUCCCGAUGGCACAGUUUAUUCUCUACCUGUCAAGGGCACAUUUGAAGAGAGUAUCAAAAGUUGAUGUAACCUGGCCAUCUUCUAUUUCUGCCGCCUCAUGAGGAAGAAAAUUGAACGAAAAAAUGUUAAAUAAAGUGAGUUUUUUUUUAAUUGCUGACAGUAGAAGGUGUUUCAACUUGUAGCUUUUCACGUCUUUCUGCGAGGAAAGAAAAUCCGGUCUUCAGAAGUAACAUUUGGAUAGUUGUUGUCAAGCAAUCUUACAUAUGACUACUUUUGUUUAACAGUGUAAACUGGUUGUUGUCUUUUAUGAUUAUUGUGCUCUUGCAGAGUUAGAGAUUCUUUAAAUUAUUUUUAUUUGGAUUUUGAAAACCCGAAAUAAUUCUUUCAUGUUUGUUUGAAGAUUUUUUUUUUUUUUUGAAGUAGGGCUUUAAUGCACACGCUUUAUGUGCCAGGAUGGUGUUCUUAUGCAGUAUCAACUGGACAAAAUCCUGGAAAAUGAGAGUGGACGACAGUUGCUGGCAGAAGCAUUGACCUUUUUUGGCUUUUUGUUACUGCUAAUGGAGCACCGAAUGAGUGGAGUCUUACGGGAGAAACUGCUUGUGGCACAUUUACGCUUUGACCAUUGUUCUGAUAGACUAAAUCUCGAAAAUCUAUGCAAGCUUUGUCGCUUGCAUCCUUUCUCAAGUAGCCCGCCUUGUCAAGAUGACUUAGUCUCUUUCAUGAUUGUAGUACACAGUCCUGAGGACCUCUUUGCUAGGUUCCCCUUUCCGAAAACAAUUGUGGAUGCUAUCAUUUGUCAUAUAAGGGACGGUGAUCUAUACAGAUGCCUUCGGCAUUAUCCUGAUCCACAACACCGAACUGUGGCACUGUCACCACAGGCUGGAUAUUUGUACGUACUGUUGCUCUACUCUCCAGAAUCCCUCCAAAAUGGCUUUUUGAUGCGAGAGAUUGUAGAUCGAUUCUUCAGGGAUUGCUGGGUGUGCCCCAUCUUUUUGUAUUUUAGUGUUGACUUGUCAGUCUCUUGGGAUGCGCAUAGAGAAGCAAAAAUGGCCUUGUCGUCCUAUCUGUCCUCAACGUUUGUUUCCGACCGGACCCAGCUCAGUUGUACAAAGGUUAGUGUGUCUAUGAUGUAAAAACUAAUCUGCUUGGAAGCAGGGAAUUGUUAAUAUCUAUGAAGGUUUUAAAAAACGUGUCAAGAGCAUGAUUGAUUUUGUUAUCGAUAUAUAUGAGCAGCUGGCUCUAACACCUUUUCCUGGUGUCCCCUAGAUAUUGUUUUGACCCAAUGGUUAUUCACCUUUGUCUUUCGCUUUCAAUUCUUACCAACUCGUCAAUUAGAUGAACUGUUACAUCUCAAUUGCUUCUUUCAUGUGGACCUUCGCAUUUAUCUGGAUAUAUGUCUUCUAUCCUCAUUGAAAUAUUAGUGCAACAUUGUUUGCAUGCCCAUGGCAUCCUCUUAUCAAGCUCAUUUAUUUGUGGGGCAUCAGUUCGUUCUACAGGUUCGAUAAUGCUGCUGACCCAUGCCCUUGGCUAUCACGUCGUAGUAACAUGGAAAGUAAUUGUGCUAAAUGAUUGCUUAAAAUAGGUAAAGAGAAAAUGAAUUUUUUUUUUUUCAAAAAAUUGUUCUCUGAAGCUUUUUCAAGUUAGAUUUUGGAAUGUUUCUGUGAAUAGUUAGCAGUAUAUAGUCUGAUGAGGAAUUGAAUUUGAAAAGUUAAAUCCUGGUCGUACAUUCUAUCUUCAGUUUAAUUUUUUCCAUGAAUUGUUGUUGGAUCCUUGAAUGGAAAAGAAAAUUUGGGGAAUGAUGAUUCACUGGGACAAAUUGUCAUUAUUGGCUGGAUAGAUAGGGGAAGAAAUUUAGUGUAAUUAUUUUUUAAAAUGUACGAAAAAAAACAGAUCUUUUUUUAUUGGUGUUAGAAGACAGUAACGAUAGCCAGUAAUAAUAGGCUUUAGUGAAUUUCUGGGACAACAUUGGAUUAGCUGAUGAGGCUGAACCAGAUCAGCAAUGUGUCUAUGUCCAAGACAGAAAUAAACCAAUAAUCAUACAUGUUAUAUACUGCCAGCUACCACCCACUUUUGAAAACAGUGUUAUCGACUAUCAGAAUCAAUUAAUGGUGAAUCUUCGUGCCUAGUGUGAGAGAGGAUGAAGAAAUGUGUGGUUAGUAGUGAAUUACAUAGAAUAAUCAUUUUUCUCUGUAUUUAUUGUUACAUGUUUUUUGUCCUUUGUGAAUUAUUUUGUGGCUACAGAAAUUAUAUUGAAUUUAGUCAUCAUUGAUACCGCAGGUUAAAGAAGCCCUAUCUGAGUUAGAUUCGGUUCUCUCAGACGGUGUUCUUACAAAGAAUUAUGUAUUAGAGAACUCACAUCAUCUUAUUUCCUUGGUCAGAACAUGCAACGUCUUCAUGCGCUGGAUUUUGCUCCAUAAAUCUGUUAGUUCAUUUCCAAGCACGUAUUCGUUUCUCCUUUGAGAUGUUGAAUUUUUUGAUACUUGUUAUCACUCUUUGAAUAGUUAGAUGCAGCAUGCCAUGGUACAUAAAGUUGUUUUUUAUUCAUGGAAAUCACAAUCAUUGUUGCACAGACAAGGCAGAAGAUAAACAAUUGAAGUUGUUUGAUAUCCGAAAGUUGCUAUAUAUGAAUGGGAGGAUUAGUUCCAAGUAAUAACUUGGACUUGUGGUUGGACGCAAUUAACCCAAAAAUGUUAAAGGUUAUUGGUGUAACUUAUACAAGUCUCAUCAGUCAGUCAGAAACUCAAACACCAUUUUAGUUUAUUAGUUUAAAUCCUAUCUUUUGAAGCUAAUAGCUAUAUUAUCAUGGUUUUAUAGUUUUAGGUCUAGAUCUUCAUGUUCAGGGUUAUAUUAACUUUUAAAAGUUAGAGUCACGUAUUUUUUGGGCUUUAAGAUAUUCAUAACUUAUAGAAUUUGUACAACACAGAAAUUAGUUUGGAAAAGUUACAUGUCAUUGGAAAGUGCAUAGUCUUUUCCUAUAAGUAUGGUUCUUUAUUAAAAAGAAAGAAUAUGUGUUCCCUUUUUAAAUAACACAACCCAAGCACAAGAUGAUAAGCACCACCAGGAAGAACAAGAGGCCUGUGUACCCAUUGUGGGGCAGUGAUGUUAGUCACCAAUAGAUUACAACCUCAGGAGAGAAAAUGAGACAAUGAAAAUUUGGUGGUUUCACAGCAUUGAUUGAUUUCACCGACUCUGGUAUUUCUCCCAUGGUUUGGUGUUGAGGUUUUGUUCAAUGCCAACUUGCUUGAUAAAAAUUGACAGCUUUAGGAGACAAGAGCCUUCAAAGAUUAUAUUAACAAUUUGGUCCUUAGAACGUAACCAGAUAAGAAGGUAAGCCGCAUGUUUUUUGCAUCACUGAUGAGUAGAAACAUUGACCACAAAAUGCCCUGUUCAUCCACAGAGAAUAGGAUGUUCAGGAAUCUUAUGUCUGCUGGUUGUAUUAGUCUGGGAAAUCCCCUGAAGUCAUUGGUUCUUACAUAUUGUAGAAGAUCUCUGUUGAACCUUAUCAAGAGGAUUCGAGACUCAGUCUUGCCUUAUUUUUGCAUAUCAUCUGACAAAGAGUACAUUGAUAUUUAAAAUAUUAAACCAUUCAUGCGUAGGCCUGUAAUGAUAAUGCUUGUUUACUGAAACCAGAAAAUAUAGCCUUAUGUCUUGUUUACUGAUCCUAGUAUUGGACUGGAAAUUGACGUGUAAGCAUCCGUAAUCGCUUGUUGAAGACGAACAAGUUUUGAUUGUUCUUGCUGAUCUUCUCUUGCUCCUGUAUUUUCUAACCUUGCAACCCCUGACGAAGCUGUUGUCUGCCAUGAUUUACUUGUUGGACUGUUUCACUUGCAGAGUAUUGACAAGAAGCUGAGGGAUAUAGUUACAUCCGUUUUAUCUGCUCACCAGAUUGGGGAUGAAACUCUCUUAUUGCUGCUACUGAAGAUAAGCCGAGUAUGCCUAUAUUCAUCCAUGUUUUUUUAAAUAACGUUUCAAGAUAAAUGUUUGUUUAAUUUUUGACAUAUGUAAUCCCUGAAAUGAUUUUUUUACAUUUUCAAGCUUGAGUUCGAGAUGAAGUGUUUCUACUCGAAACUUCUAGAAGGGAGAGAAGCCUCAUGGCAUGACAGUAAGCAUUGUGCUUCAGAUCGUAUGAAAGAAAUAUCUCAUUUCUUUUCUGGGUCUUGGGUAAGAAAUUUAUUCCAUAAUUUUAUUAUCUAUAUUCGUUGACUAGAUAUUUUUAAUUCUUGGUUUGCCUAUUUGAAAGCCCCCUUUCUAUUCAAUCGUGGACUGAGUUUGUCAGGCUCAAUGAUCCAAUGUCAAGUCGCAAGUUAGAUGGAACACACAUAGAUUAUACAAGCCCGGUCUGUUGUUUUGAUCUUGUGAUAUGACACUGUGUUCACGAUAUUGCAUGUUUAGUUGAGCCUUAAAUUUCAGUGUAAGACAAUGGCUAUUAAAUUUUGAAAGUUACAGCCGACCAUUGGACAUGUCAAUACUUUUGUGUAUGCGUUGAAUGUUUAUCCAAUCUAACUACCAGUUAUCUUUUCACUGGAUGAAAAGUUAACUUAAGGAGUAAGGCCGCUUGAGGCAAGGAGUUCUUUGUUCAGGCAGCCGUUGUGAAAUCUCAUCUUGAAUAAAUAUAUUUUGCCCUGGUUUUUUGUGACUUAUCUUAGCGACUGAUUGUUCAUAUUUUUCCAAGGUUUUAUAUCAUAAAAUUGUUUAUGUUGUAGAAAACGUCUCAAAGAAGAUAUUUUAUACAGCUAUAGCUAAUGUUGUCAUUGAUCUUCGUAGCUAUUCCUUUUGUAAUACGUAUUUUUGAUUUUUAAUGUUAUUCUAGGCCUCAUCAUACAAGAUGAAGAGUGAAAGCUUGAAAAUAUGGUUUGGGAAAUUGCUUUUAGAGGUCAGUCUUAAAUCUGAUGGAUUAUCUUGUUUAGCAAAUCACUGUCAUUAAGAUUUUACGGAAUUUUUUUAUAUUCUAAAAGAUGUCUGAUUUGUUCUUCAUUGUUUAUAUUUCUAAAAGAAAAAUGUUGAACCUAACCAGCUGAGUUGAUUACUAAUAUUAUUUGAACUUGGAUUAACUAGUGUUGAACUAGUUUUUAAGUUUGUACACCUGUUGUCUGUGUAUUUUGUAAUGCAUUGAUAUAUAUAUUGUUGGUUAGUUAGUUAAUGGAAUUUUAUACUCUGUUAUAAGAGAGACAUUUUACUGCUAUAAAGACAGGAUUAUUGCUGAUAAAAUCUUAAUCGGUUGGCUUUGAUGCAAUCUAGAAGGAAAUAACUUUUAUAUUAGCUCGGCAAGGAUACCUUUUGUCCUUUUGAUGCUUUUUAGUUUCUCUCUCUCUCCCUCUCUCUCUCUCUCUCCCCCCCUCUCUCUCCCUCUCUCUCCCUCCCUCCCCAUUUGUUUAUAUCCUGGUAAUGUUGAAGUACUUAUGUCAAGUGCUUGUUGAACUCUCAUUGCCUCAGUGACUAGUUAGCAAAGUAGUUCAAUUUUGCCUAGGAUACCUGCAGUUUUGACCCCAGUUGAUUGUAUGCUAUCUCAAAUGUUUUAUAGAAAUCAGGAAGCUACAUGACUUGAACUUUGUCAAUACUUUCCUUGGUCUCGUUGAAUGAAUGACCUGCCAACAUAUAGUCGCUAAAUUUCUUCGAUUGAAUUCAUUGGGAAUGACAUUUUGUGACAGGUUCAGUCAUUAGACUAUUCAAGGGCCAGAAACUCAGAAAAGAAACUUUAUCAUAUAUUAUCGGCUCUGAAAGAUGUUGAACAAGUUCAUCAGGUAUGAUCACCAACCUUUGGCUUUAUUCAUCAUUUAUUAGUGUUCUUCUCUUUUGGUUGUUCAUGCCUCAAAUUAAAAUGCUCUUGAUUCCGUUUGCAUCGGUCAUAGAAUAUAAUGGUUUAAAUCAUUAUCAUUGUUUUUUUUUUGAGGUCGAUGCUUAUUAGUUUCGUGCUAAGUGCUAUUGAUGUGAUCGUUUCGAAAGUCAAACGUCUUUGUUCUAUUCCUAAAUCUCUCUGUUUAGCAAAACUUUUCUAAAUCAAAACAAAAAGAAGCUGUGCUUAGUUUUUUCUCAUUUCUGAUUUUUUUUGGUGAGAGGACUGGUUUGUCUACGUACUCUGUAGUGUUAUUAUUUCCCUGUGUCAGCAGUUCACGGGCAAACAUAAACCUGUUGGGCUUGUUUAGCAGUGGAAUGCACAGUAGACACUUUGAAGAGGGGAAACCUGACGGAAAAUGCCUUCAGCAUAAACUAGAUUAUUUGUCUCCUUAGAAAACUCCUUUCUUGAUACUGGGAUUUUCAUAUUCGGUUUCCCCUUUUCGUAUUUACUCACAUAUUCCUAUUUUUGACCGGCACAAAAGUGCCCUCUUUCGCUUUAUUUUCGGCUUGGCAUUGCUGUUUUACAAUCUGCAUUUAAUUCUGUUGUGUUUUUCUACUCUUUUUCAUUCCACACGUGCUAAAAAAUAGGGAAUGCUCUCUGUGCAUCUUCUUUCUUCAAAUGUUACAGAAACAAUCUCUGUUUGUACUCCCAUUCUAUUUUUUUCUUCUCGUGCUUUGAUGACUAUUCUCCUUGGAAAAUUGCGUGAAACCUCCUUUCUAUUUGAUUAAAAGACAAGUGCGUAGUGAUAAAUAUUUUUGAAAAGGAUAUAUGCUUGAAAUUUUAUUUUUCUUUAGUUUUAUCUCUUCUUCUAAGUCGUUCUUGCUUCUUCAAAACUAAGCAUCUAGUCCUUUUUUUUGUUCUUCUUAUGCUACUCUUUCAAUGAGUUAACGUGUUUCAGGUUGAGGAAAAUCAGCCAAUCAGAAGAACCAUAUCUGAAAUUCAGCAGUACCUACAGGAUAUGCUUAAAGCUUUGAAUGUUGGUGAUGACACGUUGUGUACAUUCUCCACGGUAUGUUUAAAAUCUUGGUCCUAAGUAUACCCUAGUGCUAUUUUUAUUAAUAAGUAUCAGAGCGAAAUUAUGCACCUGAGGCCCUGGAUAAGUUUUGAGUAAAAAAAGAUGACCAAGAGGGACUAGAGGGGCUUUAUUUAGCAUUGAUAGCUACAUUUAAAAAUAUCAUUUUUUAGUGAUAUUCUAUAAUGUCUUUAGAGUAUGCUGUGAUAAUAUAUUUGACUUUCCCAGUGUCUGUGGAAGUCAUCCAAUUAUUUAGGUUGAGUCAUAGGCUGUCACAUGUAUGAUUCCACCUUUCUUCACUUAAGCUCAGGAUUUAGAUGUUGAUGUUCCUUUAUUUAUACCCGCCUAUGCAGUUCACCUUCUCUAUUUCAACACCUCUCAAGUGUUUUUCUUUGACGACUGUUGCGUAUUUCUCUAGGGGUAGAUCAGCCAUUAUUACAUACUUCUUCUUUGUGGAUGCAAGGAAUACUGGAUGGAGAAAGUUGAUUAUUUCUUUAAACAGCUUUGAAACACUUUUGCGAGCAACAAUUCAUUCACCUUGAUAUUAGCAUAGGGUUAUUGGGUUACUGUGAAGGGCAGACACGCAAAAGGCCUCAAAGUCAUAUCCAAGUUUUCUCAAGAAUGAAUCUGAUUUUUUGUAAGUUUAGUAUAAUUAUUUACAACUCAAGACUACCAGUUUCUUGAGAUUCAUGUGACCUCAUUUACUACUCAUUGUAAAACUCUUACACUUUGAAGAAGAGGCGGGAUUCAUGUUUAGACAAAAGGAUCAGCAGGAUACUAUUAAGCUUAGAUACCACGCCAUAUGGAGUGAUGGUGAUGGCAUGACAGAGCAAUUCCCAUCCAAGCCAUUGGCUGUCAUGUGCUGUAAUGAAGGGAAGGGAGAGCUUGCCCAGAACUUGUCUUCUAGAUGAAGAAAAACAAUGUCAGCAGCGACAAUAGGAGGAUUCGAGUAGUUUUUCAUCUAAUUUAAACCGAUGACAAUAAUUGUGUUCAUAAAAAUGUAAAUUUUCAAUCAUUCCUUUUACACAAUGGAAAGAGGUUUGCAAAUUGGAAGAGAAACAGAGAGUCAGGAAGGAAUUGAAGAGAAAUCCCAUGUAUGGCAUUUCUUUGACAACUAUCCUUGCCUUCGUAAAAAGAAAACACGUGUAUGAUAUUAUUACAAUAUUCGAAGAGGAGUUUCUUGCAUUUUCUUGCACUUAAUUUUGGGGCUGUUCUACCUUUGAAAAUUUUCUUUGUUGAUUUAUGUUACUAUUACUGAACUUUAAAUUUUUACGCUUUAUGUUUUCCAAAAUAUUUGAUUCUUUCCUUUUCAAUAUUUUUUGAAGUUGAUUUACUCUUCCAUGUUGCAGAUCACUGGAUCUAUCUACGCCUGGAGUUUUAUUGAAAAAUUCUUUGCAUUGCUAAGAAAGAAGAUAGAGCAAGAUUCAUUAGUUGUACUCAAUUUGCAUUACUUUUUCCUUAAAUUUUCUCCUCUACUGGAUGCACCAAUGUCCCGAAUCUCACGAAGUAAAAGGUCUCUUUCAAACCAAUACACCUUUAAAACCUCAGAGACAUUAUUUUGUUCCUUUUAAAUUGUGUUUCACCAUGUCUUACUAUAGAUAAUUCACUGCCAAUACCUUCUUUAGUUAAUGAAGUUCCUUUCUAAAAAUGGAUAGCGCCAUAGAUCGUUGAGAAAGGAUAAGAGUGCAAUGCAUAUUGUAUGACUUCUUGAAAUGUCCAGAAUCUACAAAUGUAGGCAGAAGAUGCCUUAAUGUCCUUCAUACUUUCAAGAAAAUGCUGCCAUAUAAUUCAAUGAUUCAUUACACGUAGUUUUUAGGAAGCAUCCCAUUAGUUGUUUUUGUGAACUUUCUAAGAUGUUUUUUCCUUUCUCUGUUUCUUUUCACUGUAUUUGCGUCCUUCUCUGUCAUUCCCUAUGUUAAAUGGAUCCAUUAGAUUGUUAACAGAUCCACUUAAAGACUAAUAUAAUGGGCCUAGCCCAUUAACUCAUGUAACCCAUACUUAAGCUGGAAACCAUGAUAAUUGACUUAUAAAUUUGGGAUUGCGCAAACUCUGCUUCAAGAAGUGGUGACUGAUUCAUCUUCUUGGAGGAGGAGGAUAGUGAAGAUCAACUCCUUUCAUUCUCCAAGUUGCAAGAAUCUCAAUCAAGAUCAAUUCUUAACAUGGUAUCAGAGCGGUGAUGAUUCUGGUGGGAUCAGAUACUUCUUUUUCUUGAAUCUUGUCUUUCUUAUUUUUGUGGAAGAAAAAAACCUUCUGCAAGUAGUGAAUUGAAGCAUUCUGAAAAGUACGAAGGAAAAAAGACUUUUAGAAUGCAUUCAGGGGAAGGGUCUUUGUCAUCCAUGGAACUUGUAUCAUCUCCAGUGACGAUUGGAGAAAGGGAGAGACUAUAUCUUACUCUCCCAAAUAUUCCAGAGAAAGUUAGAUUUAAUGGGAUAAAUCUUCAUCAAUGGGAGCAGUUCGUUGAUCUGAUGCUUCUUGGAAGAGGCUUAACAGAUCACCUUAUAGAAGAAUCAUUUAAGAAAUCAGAUCCAAAAUAUAGAAGAUGGAAAUCAGAAGAGGCUAUUAUUCAUACGCGGCUGCUAAGUACAAUGACACUAGAGAUGUGUGAGAAUUUCCUAUUCAUGCACUCAGUGAAGGAAUUGUGAGAUCAAAUUCACAGAAGCUGCUUGAAGAAACACAAUUGGAGAAUUUAUGGCCUGGUGGCUAAGGCAACACAUUUAGUACAAGGAAGUAAAUCAAUUAUGGAAUAUUCGUGUGAAUUAAAGACUAUAUGGAGGGAAAUUAACCAUUAUUGCUCAAUAAAGAAUCCUAGUUCUGAGGAGCGCAUAUAUACAUUAAAAUACAGAAUGUAUACAUUUUUAAUGGAACUGAACUCUGAUUAUGCAGGCCUCAAGGGUCAAAUUCCCCAUCGUGAGAAGGUAACUGAUCUAGAUGAAGGUAUCCAGAUUGCUAUGGAAGAGGAGAGUAGAUUGAGUCUAGUCAAUACUGAGAAGAAUGAGUCAACAGCCUUUGCCUCUUGCUUGGGGAAUUAAUUAGAGAAAAAGCAAGGAAAUAAAACCUCAAUCACUGCAUCACAAAGAAGAUACCAGAAAUGGGAAAAUAAAGAAAACUUUUGGUGUUCAUAUUGCAAGAAGAAGCGUCAUACAGGAGAAAACUGUUGGAAGCUACAUGGACAACCACCUCAACAGGGGAGGGCGUAUGUGGCAACUUCUCAACCAGCAGAGACUAUAGAAGGUCAGUCUGUGAUGAAGAACCCUCCCAAUCUUAGUAAUCAGCAGAAGGGUGAUGAAUUUGAAAGACUGAGGGAGGAAGUAGAGACACUCAAUAAUAUGUUGAGCUCUAAGUCCUUGGUUCAGUCAGGUGAGAAUAAACUUUUUUCAAAAUCAUAUGCAUUCAACUGGGAAGAGGAUGAUCGUGCACUGAUGUCUGUAGAGCAGUAACCUUGGAGUGGAGUCAAUGAACACAAAAAGAAUACCAUACUAUUACAACAUUGCCGUGUUGGAUAUUCUUCCUUUGAUCUCCUAAAAACAUGGUUUCCUUCUAUGUUUGAAGGUGUUGAUUUUAAAACUCUAGUGUGUGACACUUGCCAAUUGGCCCAAGAGAUAUGUGAAGGCUUAUGGAUUCAAGGUUUACUAGAUGAAUUGAGAGUCAACCAAUCAAAUCAUAUGAAACUGUUUUGUGACAACAAGUCAGCAAUAGUUAUUAUAUGAAAUCCUGUGCAACAUGACAGGACUAAACAUAUUGAGGUUGAUCGGCAUUUUAUCAAAGAAAACGUAGGAACAGGAGAUGUAGAUCUGAUAUAUGUUGGGACAUCAGAACAGGUUGCUGACAUGUUCACAAAAGGAGUCACAAGACUAGUAUUUCAAAGGAUGGUGUAUAAGUUGGGCAUGGAAAACAUCCAUACUCAACUUGAGAGGGGGUGUUGAACUUUCUCGGAUUGUUUUUCCUUUCUAUCUAUUUCUUUUCACUGCAUUUUCGUCCUUUGUCAUUCCCUAUGUUAAGUGGAUCCAUUAGACUGUUAACAGAUCCACUUAAAGACUAAUAUAAUGGGCCUGUCCCAUUAACUCAUGUAACCCGUACUAAAGCGGGAAACCAUGAUAAGUGACUUACGAAUUUUGGAUUGCGGAAACUCUGCUCCAAGAAGUGGUGACUAAUUCAUCUUCCUGGAAGAGGAGGAUCGUGAAGAUCAACUCCUUUCAUUCUCCAAGUUGCAAGAAUCUCAAUCAAGAUCAAUUCUCAACAGUUUUAGUUGACACUGAUUGCACUGAAUGGUCUACCAUAAUAAAGAUCAUCCACUGCAUUGGUGUAGAGUGGGGUAUUGAAUUUUUGAGAUAAGAAUCUAUCAGUUAAAUGUAUAAAGUGAAAAAUGAAAGUAAAGCACCUUUCCCUCAACCUAUUGACAUAAGUUGAUGGGUAAGCGAGCUUUACAAUAUGGCAAAAAUUAAUUUUUGUCAACGAGGGAAUUUGAGGAGCUGUUUUCGUUCUGAUGAUUCUGUGCUCGAUUGAGACCUUAUUUCUCUCACAUAGAUGACGCCACAUUUUGUGAACUUCUUAGCCUUCCAGUUACUCUCCAAAUUUGACCUUUUAUCUUCAGCCGCAGGCCUUUUACUUAUAGACCAUAUGAUGGUGAUCUACAGUUGAACUUUCGAUGUGUGAGGGCUCUCACCAACUAUCAAAAUAUGAAAGAGGGAAGAAAGUAUCCUUGGAAGCUUCACAUGGAGCUGACGACUUCAGAGUCACUAUGCCUGUCGAUAUUUGAUUGGAAUAUGUAUCUAUAACUUAAUUCAAUUCAGUCAUCUCACUUGUAGAAUGACUGUACACACACCUAUGGAAGAGUAUUAUCCAGGAGGGAAGAGGGAGAUUGAAGGUAGACUCUGCCAGUCACACCUUUUGUUAAAGCGGGAAUAAUUGUAAUGCGAGAGCAAUUGGCUCUACGUCACUUCAAAAAAUUAUUUUGCUUGCUAAAUGGUAUGCCCAUUCUGACAAAGUUUGGUGAGAGUAAUAUUAAAGCAUAUGAAGGAUGUUGUGGCAUAUCUGCUAAAGGGAAAAUAAUUUAAAUCUUAAUUUUUUUUCUUUAUGUGGCAACAGUUAUGGUCUUUUGACCUUAUUUAUCAUAUUGUCUAGUAAAUUUUCAGUAUUCUUUCUUUGAUUGACUAUGCAUAGUUUGUGAGCUUCUUUGACAACUUUACUUAUUUUACUUAGUGAUAAUUUAUGAAUUUAAAUAAAGCCUUUGUAUCAUCCAAGUAAUAUGUAAGAUAAUAUAAAAGAUGUUUUGAUAUAUAUCUCAAGCAUUGACACAUUUUUUCUUUAUCCAAUUUCCUCAAUGAAAUGCAUAAUUAUUUUUUUUCCGUAGAUGAUAUUUUAAUCUCAUUUCCAGUUCACGCUUAUACUUAUGUAUCCAUUUUUCGCUAUUCCACCAUUUCAAUUUACAGUUCAUAUUUGCAAAAUCGUCCAAGUCAUUACGCCUUGGAAUAUGUAUCUCGUGUUCGUUCAAUCUUAAACUUUCUACCGGUGAGUCUAUUAUUUUUUUAGACUGUUUUCAAGAUCAUAUAUUUCUCUUAAAUUUGAUUAUAUUUUUUGUACUUGCUAAUCAUUUUAUUAAACAUGUCAAAUAUUUACAUGACAACUUCUUCCCAUUUAUUGAUUCGGUCCUGUCACCUUCUAUUAAAUGAAGGUAUUGCUAACAUUUUUUCACCAUAUUGUGGUAUAUCUCGGAAUAGGUUCAGUUUUAUUUAUAAAAGACUCACGUGGCAAUAUUUUGAAUUCACUUGAUGCCUUUAGAAAGAGAAAAAAAAAUCCUUGUGUAUACUCUCCUAUUAAUGCAUUUUCAUGGUUUUUUAAAAGUACGUGUUGAGCCUGACAUUGAUUUGAAUAAGUCGCAAUGUUGUGGGUUUUAGGACAAAAUAUUCUAAAAAUAAAACAAUGACGAUAAGUUGAUCCAAUAAAAGCUACCUGGUCAGCAAUUGAAAAAGUAAAAUGCUAUAUAUAAAGGAUCAAUUUAGAGUCCAAAUGUUGACUCCCGCUGAUCAAGUGUCUGCAAUUCACAAACUAUGGAUCGACAUGUUACUGCUCAAGUAGCGACUAAAAUUAUGGUCAACUCAAACCCUCUGUCAAAUAAUAUGGGUUAACCAUCCAAUGCUAAAUAUCUGUGCUUACUACGUAGGAAGCUAGCUUUAUUAUUCAUCUACCUCUAAAUCCUCAUCUAAUUGCAUUACUCCUACGAAGACUUCAAUCCAUGACUUUGAGAUGGACAUAAAGAUAGUUAAAUUUGGGUCUCCACUCUUCUUAAUUUGAUUUAUAUUCAUCAAAAAAAGAUUUUUGUUUUACCCUCUGAUUGAAAUGUACAUAAAAUCCUCUCGUAUUAAAGCCUGCAUGCCUGUCUAGAUUUAGUUUUGUGGGAAAACGUUUUAUUAUGAAUUAGUUUCUGUUGGUCGGUUUCCUAGUUGGUCAGUUUCCUUAGCCUAGGUGGUUUUCUUUUUUUGUGGCCAGGGUAAUUGCAUAUAACUUGCCACUGUUCUAUGAUCUGAGGAGUAGAGAUUUUUCCCGACUUCUUUUGUUGUAUGGUUUCGGUCAUUAUCUAGAUAUUGGGACAAGCCUCAGACGUGAAGUUGAUUUUACAUCAAGUACUUGAGUACGGGAUUGAAGCCUCUGGCAUGCCUCACCCCAAAACUAAUUUGAGAAAAAUGGAGGAUCUCUUCUCCUAGUAAUCUAGAUAGGUAUAGUUUUCCUAUCCCACUUCUUGCUCUUUUACCUUCUCUCAAGAGACCUCUGGUUGUAUGUAAUCGGGGUAUUAUUUUUUUAUUAUAUCUUCUAUUUAGGAUCUUUAACUUCUUAUUAGAGGGUCAACCAAAUACCUCAUCGACGCUGAACCUAGAUUAUGACAUGUAAUUUUGUUAGGUUCGACCUCUAUCCCAAUGGAAUACUAUUGAAAAAGUCAAUCUUUGAAAUUUGCACAGAGAAAGUGUAAAAAUAAUCUAUGAACGGACUUGGCUUUGAUUUUCCAAAAAAUAAUUUCUAAAGCAUAAAAUAAUUUAUGUUUGUUUUGUACACUAGUGUUAUGGGGUGCCAAAUAUUUCUAAAGUCUCUACUAUUAAUUAAUGGAAUUUAACAUAGUCAUGCUUGCAACACGUUAGACCAAAACAUUGACUGUUAUAGUUUGACCCUGGAAAAACACAUCGUGACUUCUGAACUGGCAUUCUAUGUUUUGGAAACAGCUAUGGAAGAAAGAAAGGGUCUACAAAUAUUUAAGUUAGAGAACCAGAAUGAUAUGCGAUUUUGUCUGUCAAAUAAAUAUUUGUUUCUUCAAAGAUAGAAUUACCAGAGAUGGAAUUGAUUAUGUGAAUUUCAACUUUCAUUUCUCUUUGACGAAAUACGUGUCAAUUCUUCAAAUUAAGUAUUUUCUAUUUGAUGUGAUUUUGAAUUUUCAACAGGAUGAUUUAGUAAGUUUCAUCUUUUGUCCCCUUGAUCAGUCAGCAAUUUGAUCAUUGCAUCAUCAUGGUUUUGAAGGAGAAAAUCAUUCUAUUAUUCCCUUUGUUAAAUGUAGGUGAUGAUUUUUAGAAUAUUCAAUGAGGAUACUUUGCACGAUUUACAGCCUUUAAAUCUUCCAAGUUGUGUCGAAAUUGCAAAUCUCAAAGAUCUCGUACAGGUAUCACCUUCUUCAUGUUCUUCUUAUCAAUCUAUUUUUUUUUUCGCCAUCAUCACUAACAGCUUAGUUCAUAACUUGACAGUGACAACAACUUAUUUUUACUUCACAGUAUGUUUUUUGUUGUAACCGAGUGGUAAUAUGGUUUAGACUCCCUCCAGCUGCCAAGAGAAGGCUUGACGGAGAGAAAAGAGAAUGAACUGGGAAGAUAUUCAGGUCGAUCAGAAAAUAAACAGGGUUCCAUAGAACCCUAAUAGAACCUGGGAAGUAGUUCGAGAAGCUUCGCGUCCGUUCCCUAGCUCAACCGAGCCUAGGGUCCUGUUCUCCCAAAAGAUAUCCCUCUCGUUUGUUCGAGGGGGAAUUAAUACCGUACCCUUACGCCUAUUUGCCCAUCUAGCCUCUUACUUCCCUACCCCUCUGUACUCUGUUUUUGUAUUCGACUGUCUUCAUCGGAGCCUUAUCAUAAUAUUGCACGGUACGCCACGCAAAUUCCACAUUAUUGGCAUGGUACAACACCCAAAUUGUCAUGUGAAAUUCACAAAUUUGAGAAAAUGUCUUUUUUGAACCAAGAAAUCGAAUAUACUUAUACACAUUCAAGCUGUAUGUUACUUUGAAUAAUUCACAAUCUAUUUUUUAUAGGUAAGGUCUGUUCACUUCAAGAUUCAUAGAAUUUUUUUCGAACAUCUUGUACAAUUCACACUGAGAUUGUGAAGAGGUCGUGCUUUUUGCUCGAGCAACUCUAGUCCUGAGAGCCAGGGCUGUCGUUCAUCUGCUUUUUUAAUGAACCCGAAGGUUCAGAAGAAGCAGGACCACACCUAUUAAAUGAGUUCGAGAGUUCCGCAUGCCUCAUAGGAUGGAUCAUUUUUUAUCAUUCUCUGAAUGCGAGAAUUUCAGCGUUGAGGUCACAGAUAAUAGCGUAUUAGAACUUUUAACAAUAGAUAUAAAAGAUAAUGACAGAUUCAUUGUUGACUGGUCCAAUUCUUUUGCGUGCAGCCAGAAGAACAAUCCAAUUUGAUGGAGGCAGUCAACAAGAUAUCUAUUUUCUCGCGGGUUAGUUUUCUCAGUAAUAUACGUCACAUUCAAGAUUUUUUUAAUGUUUUUAGUAUUCUCGAGAUUAAUUACAGUUCUCUCCAUAUUGUCUAGAUCAGAGUAGAGCUCAUCACUGUCCAUUAGUUUCUAUGGUAUUCUUCUAGAUACGUUCAUCAUCCCAGCUGGUAUUUCCUGGGAAUGAUUUGAUUUACAAUUCACAUCUCGACGAUUCAUUUGAAAACUGAGUCAAUUUGCGGUAAUAUGACUCCAUAUUCAUGUAAUGGCCACCUUCCGCUUGUGGUGGGACCAUGGGGUGUUUUACUUGGCUGGGUCCAGGUAGAUAAGGACUUGGGAAAUAUGAUAGCAAUCUAAUGUCAGAGCAAAUAAAAUUAUGAGUGUCAAGUUGAAUUGUCAUUGCACGGUAUCUCUGGUCUUUAUAGUAUAGGUGAUUUAUUUUUCUUUGUUGCAAUAGAAAUUUUGAAAACAUGACUACACCAAGAUUUGCCAUUUACAUCACGUCAUAUUUUUUUUGAUAAGUUCGAGUCGUGUAGUGUCAGGCAUUCAUUUACUGCAGCUCAUGGUACUGCACAUAUACUAUUACUAACAUUCCUCAGAGAAUAGUAAGUUUCAUUUUUCUAGAGACUUAACCAGGCUUAAAAACUCUUACUGAGAUGCUUGAAGGCGAUUUGGAAUUAUACAAUACAAAGUUGAAGGAUUCUGGCAUUCGAUUCUUUUUAUUUAUGACAGAUGCAACAAGAAAUGAGUUCAGCUGUUCUGCCUGCGGUUUUGGUUUCCUUACACUUCCAUUACACAUGCUCCACUAUGGAUUAAAAUUUCUGCAUUACAUUAUGCUCUUCAUGUCAAUUUCCUGCACUUCUUUUCCUCGGGGUUUUGGCUGUAAUCAUCGAGGGCUAAGAUGUGCGUCCCUAAUCUAGUUUAGUGAACUCUUGGGGACUUGAUCAAACACAUUCAUUGAAGAAACUUAGUCCCAGAAAUGGCUAAUCACAAAAGUCUCGGAACGUGAUUCAUGAAAAUUGAUCUUUAAAUGUUGCAAGGUCAGUCAUUUGCCAUUGAAUGUGAACCAAUCUCGCAUAUCCAACUCCCUAACAUUGUGACUAGGCACAGACUAUUUUCCAAUCCAUGUCAUAUGCUGCUUUGAUGUUGAAUUCAAAUCAAGGAAAAACAUAUUUUCCAUUAAGGGUCGUUUCUUCCAACUUUUCCGUGAAAUGGAACUUUUUCAUUGAGGCAGCUUAUGGUCAGCUUAUGAGUACUGAAUUCAAAUCCAGUACUCAUAAUGAUCAGCGCAGUUGUUUGUUAUCCAGUGCACAUUUUGCUAUUUAUUAAUUUCUGUUCUUCUUCCAUUGCCUGUCAACGUAGGGAAUGCUUCUUAUGUCCAGGCAUUUGAGUGGCCUUAUUCAAUUGGUAAGUAAAAAAAAUUCCUUAUCAAUGAGUAAGAAAAUUCAUCCUUUUAACUUUCGAUUCCUCAUAUAUAUUUUUUCUGGUCUAGGACCUGAAAAAUUGGACCGAGAGACAGAUAUCAAUGGAGCUGUUAAGACAACUAGAGGAUAAGUCAAAGUCUUUCUUCAUAUCAACAAUUGGUAAAUUUCACGAAAUUUUGAGGAAGUUUUAUUUAAUGUUAUGGUCCUAUAAAUGUGACUAUUACAAAAGGUCACUCUGCAGGUCAAAUGUCAAGCAAAUGAAAUUUAUUUACUUUGUUUUUGCAUUCCAAUUAGUAAAAUUCGGUGAGUUCUACUAAAUCCGAAUAUUAUAAGUAGCUGCUAAAAGCAAAUGAUGGUGUACAUGUUUUUCGAUAAAUGAUCCGAUUGAGCCACUUAAUUGCUCUAUUUUUUUUAUUAUGUUACAAGGACGACCAAAAGUAGUCUUAUCUUUUCAUUCUUUCCCUUCGUCUCCGUUCUCAUUGAUUUUGUGGAUCUGGACGUGGGCUAAUCUCGCAUCUUUUAAAAAUUGCCUGAUUUGCGUAGAUAUGAAUGUUAAGAAGAUGUUAUUGAGUCUGCAGCACAUGGUUUUGCCUGAUUACUGAUUGAAGAAUGAAAAGAGGAUGCUAGGUGAUGAAGAACGCUAGCAAAUGAUGUGAGAGAGAUGGACACGGGGAAAAAUUGUAGAAAUGAAGAGACGGAGAAAGCCCAGAACACCAAGAGAGACCACCGAAACUCUAGUUUGAGCGGUGGAGAGAAUCGUUUCUUCAGAGAAUUUUUUCUUGCUCGCAUGUUGAACUAGGGUUAGAUAUGCAUGUGUGUGUGUUUGUGUGUAUGUGUGCUUGUUUGUGUGGAUUUCAAAAAUGGUUCUGAGACAUUAGUGGACCUAAAAAUGGCUCUGAGAGUUAAAUAGGUUUAGUGGGCUUAGACAUCAAUGGGCCCAACUUAAAUGGAUCCGAGACUCUAAAUGAGAAAAUGGUAUUAGAUGGUUUUCAACACUAGGAAAAAGAGGAAACUUUUUCGCGACAUCAUUCUUCCUUUUUAUAAAUUCACUUACGUUUUAUCAUUCCACAAACACAUGACUUUCAAUGAGGUGAUUUGUCCUUUUCUUUAUUUUUAAGCUGUUUUUUUACUUUAAAACACUUCUCUUAGAUGGAUUGAACUUUGAAACUAACUCUACGAUAUCAAAUAGUGCAAAUGUUAACAAGAGGUUUCUCUCUUUCACUUGCUAGAAAAUUCUUCCUAGGUUUUGUACUUACUAUGCAUAAAUUUUCUUUUCAGCCUAGACUAGAGCUUUUUGGGCUUCCAUCAGUUUUAUCUUUUGUAUGUCCUUCUGAAAGGGUAGUCUAUAUGCAGUUUUUUCUCCUUCAGAGAGAGGGAAGUCUGUUUGAUCUAAUGCUUUAAUUUUUUUUAUUGUUUUUAUUGUUUUCUUCUACUAUUAACAUCAGUCUCAACGAGCUUCUUGGAAAUUGUAAUUGUACAAAUAUUUUAUAAGUGCAUGCAUGAUAAGGUAUUAUCCAUUUUUAAUAUAUCUGGCUGUAAAACAUUGUGUAGUAUCUUUUGCAGUUGAACCAGAAGAAUUUGAAGUGAACAUGAAGAAAUUGACUUCCUAUGUUCUUUCACAACAGCAUAUGAUGGAAUGCUCGCAGGUUAGCAAUAUGUGUCUUCACAUAGCAUCUUUUUUAGUGUUUUACAGGCAUUUUGCACAGUGAAUAUUUGUAUGAAUAGUGGAAAGGUGUUCUUAUCAUUAUUCCAUCAGCUGAGAGUCUUUAGGACAGAAAAGAAAAUGAUAUGUAAUGAUGUGUUUUGUCGAUUACGUACAAUGGAUGCACAGUAGCAGGAACUUUGAAAUUUCUUCAGUUAAUGCACUAAUGAGCGAGUAAGAAAUGUCCCCCAUUUAUUGUUCCCUCUACUGCAACAUGAAUACAUUGAGCACGCCGCAGUAAAGAUAUCUCAUCGGAAGUAUAUUAUGGCCCUUAGAAAUUACUGAAGUUCGUAAAAUUAUGUUCCUUAUGCUAACGUCUAAUAUAUGAAUAAUAGACCCAGGAAUGUCAAUAGAUUUGUUAUCUUAAUUGAACAGACUUCAUAGCAAUAUUUGACGAAAGUGUGAGAAUGGACUUCGCACUAAGUUAUUUUAUAAACGAGGAGGUUCAAACUUCAUAGAUAUUGAUUUACCUACUAACUUUACCAAAUUGGAAACGUUUUGCUACCAUUCAACCUCUUACAAAAUUAAUCUUACCUAAGCCAGUAAUGUCAUUAGGUAAUGACAGAAAUAGUGGACAAGAUAGCGGCUCCGACCAUCGUUCACCUACCUGCUAGUGCCAUCAUGAGUAAACCCUUGUUCGUUGUAUAUCCUGUGGUGCAGGGGAAAUUUCAAUCCAAGUGUUGUAUUGUUCUCUACUACUACACAUAGUGGAAUGUUUAACUGAAAAGCAAGUGCCAUAGUUUCCUAUAUGUUAGUCUCGCAAUGAUUUCUCUCCUCACUGUCAUAUAAUUAAAUCAUUUGCCUUUUUUCUCAUAACAUUAAUAUCAUUUUUUACUUUUGACAGGAUUUUCUUCACAUACGCGGGAAUCAAAUUUGGAAUGAAGUAUUAUCUGACUUUUUGAAGGAUUCUGCUCAACAGGUACUGUAAAGAAACUACAUAAUUGUAUUUCCCUUUGCUGAAAUUCGUCAUUAUUCACUGGCAUGCUUUAUCUUUCAUAGGAAGCUGAUAGUUUUCUAAGAAGAUCACAAGGUUCAAUUUUCACGCAGAAAUUGAAUGACCUCUCUAGAGCACAGACAUUACUUGGUAUUUUUUUCAUACUUAAUAUUUUUUUCUCUUCAUAAAAGGUAUUCUCUUCCUUUCUUGGGAAAUUCUUUCAUGAAAAAUAGUAAUUGUAAUUAUAUCGUAAGCAGGUGUACAUUAAACUUGAAGGAUCUGCAGAAAAUGCUAGAAAUGUUAUCAGCUUCUACAACAAAGGAUUAAGUUGCAUCUAUUUGUAACUAAAAAUGGUACAAAUAUAUCCUAAAAUUAUAUUAAAAUGUUAUUUUAUUGUUAAAUACUUUAAUAGUGAAGAAUCAAGCACUGGUGAAUAACUCUCGAUGACUGGAGUUGAAUUUUCUUUUUAUAUUUGUGAUUAUUCUAAAAAGUUUCCACAUAUUCAUGGUGUCAAAAACGUCAACACAGUUGAGAGACAACCUAAGAGCGUGAAAUAAUUCUCAAAUAGCAUGUUAAAACAAUGGGCUAUCUUACUCAAAAAUAGUUUUAAAAGAGAGUAGACAGAAGAUCUGUAUAGUUUAUCUCAAUAUUUACUCUCUUUCAGUGUGGAGUCAUUCUAAUGGAAAAAUUCGGGCAUCAAUAUGGCAUUAAGGAUAGUCAGAGUGAAGUUAUCCAUCGUACUUGAUUUCAAGGUUUCUGAGUCAAACUCGCCGUCAAGCUGGCUUAAGCUUUCUUUUGAAGGUUUACGUUUGGUCAUAACUUAUUCUCUAGUUUAAAUGAGCAAGACAUGAAAUCCAUUUGAAAUUUCAUAAAAUGACAUAAUACCAUGCAGUGGAAUCCAUCAGCAAUUAGUUUUAAAUCAUUUUUUUCAGAAAAUUAGUGUUUAUUGCACUGUACCAAAAAAACCCGCUUAUUUAAUAGCAUACAAAAGGAUGGCAUUCACCUACCACCUUAAUAAUGGAGCCAUGUAAGCAAGACGAAGUGGGAUGCCAAUUUGAAGUACACUUUUCUUUCCCUGUCAUUAUCGCUUUUUAUGUCUUCUUUCCAACUUCUCAGGACGGCUGCUACAUCAAAUACUACAUUUGACAAAUCCCUCCAGGUCCAUGUUUAUAGAGCCUAUGAGUGGCUGGUAAAUAGCUUCAUAUGAAUAGUAGCAUUAUACUAUUAGUGGACAUUAAGCUUACUUUCCUCCAUCUUUCUGUCAUAUCCUAUUGCAUGGUUCAGCCAAAUUACUAAAGCUGUUUUUUUCUACACUGAUGAACAAUUUUUUUUUCCAGGUUUAAUUUGGAAGGGCAUCAGCUGUUUGGAUUGCAUUUUUUUAAUUUACUUGAAUUCUGGUAUAUUUCUGAAAAACUCUCAUUUUCUGUUCCUCACAGACAAGUUUCUGUAACCAAUACUAGAAUGCCAGUAAUGCUGCUUUUGAUCCUCAUAAAAUUUGAUUUGUAUUUUUUUUAAUCUUUCUGUGGCCGCUAAGAAAUGAGAUGAGGGACCCCUAUUUCGAGUCAUAAUAAUUAGGGCAUUGAGAGAUUUAUCUGACAAGAGAAAGACCUUUAUUGAAAAACUUUCUCCAAGCAUUUUAGUUGUCUUCACUUACCACCUGCUGAUUUCCUUAAGGCUUAUUUUUGCAGUUUAGGGACUGCCGGAUUGACAAACUUGGAUUCAUUACUGUAUUGUGCCAUCAAGGUGAAUUUGGAAAAUAUAUUAAAUGGCGUAAUAAAUGUGGUAAGGUUCAGAACGUUCUGGUACUCUUUUAUAUCCCACAUGUCUGUUUCUGUUCAUGGCGAAGAUAUAUUUUAAGUAUCCAUUCAGAGGAAAAUAUUUACAGAGCUGUCAAAUUAGGUGUGAUGAUGACAGAAGACAAAUGGGGGUUUAAUGGGAAUGCUUCUUGUCACUGAUAUCCAAUUACUUGUUUGUUUACUUUUUUUAUCAAAGCUCUUUGAGAUCUAUAUUUUGGUUUUGAAGCAGAAGUUAUCGUCCUGCUUUACCAGGCGAAUAAUAUUGAAUGAAGUAGUUCACUAUGUAAUAUUCCUCAUUAGAUUUUUGGCAUCUCAAUGUAGUAAGUUUUCAUGCGACCCAAAAUGAUCUUGAGCUGUUAGAAAAUAUUCUGUAUUGUUUUAGAUUUUGAUUACUUGUAAUUUGUUAUUCAUUUUAUUUGUCUUGCAAUUGGACGUGCUUCAGAGUAUUUCGAGUAUGAAGCGAAUGUAUGGAAGCCAAUCUGUGAUCUUAAUUUUAAAUCGAAACCAUAUCUUAAACGAUUGAUCAGUCGUCAUAUUUUUAUCCUGUAACUUUCAAAUGUUGUUUAAGCCAAAUUCAAAUUGUUAGUACUGAAAUUUUCUAUGUUUUAGUGCAGUUAAAUCAGAAAAACAUGGAAGAACUAUGCAAGUUGGAUAAAGCACUGGGUCCUGCUGUAUCAUUGCCUUUAUUGGGAUGGUUGCCAUACCAGCCGAUGGUAUGCAUUUGUUGAUUUCUUUGAUUUGUAAUUUUCAUCCUUAUUGGGGAAGUCUAUCUUAAAUUCUCGCAGAGUUUUUUUUUCUGUAAUCGACUUGCUUUCUGAUGUUCACAUUUGGAUUGAGAUAAUUCAGUUGAUGUCGAAGGAAUUGAUGAGAACAGAUCCAGAGUUUAGUGGCUUGUUAUGAGAACCAGUAACUAAUGAGAAAGUUAAAACAAUCUAGUUGAAAGAUUUUUUAAACAAAAUGCAACUAUAUCAGAUGCUUAUGAUCCUUCCACAUCCAUAGAAAUUUUAAGUUCCAAUAUGUUUUCUAAACUUCUUAAGAAAAUUCUAUUAGAUUUUGAAGACCCAAGAACUGGCCAUAAAUGGUUAAUUCGAAAAUAUGGAGCAUGUUGGAAGUAAAAAAUGCGCCUCACCAGAAUGGAACAAAGUUUUAAAAUGAUUUUUGCGUUUUGAAUUUGUGGAACCCAUGUUUAAACCAUCGUUUUCUUAUUCUUUUAUACCCUAAAAUCUAUCGAUAACCAAUGCCAAAAUUUUCGAUUCCAAUGUCUAAUUUUUAUAGAUUUUUCACUUGAUAUUUUCUAUGAAAUGGACGCUGAUAUAUGGCUAGUAGUCGACACUUUAGAGCUGUAGAUUCAACACAUGUUUGGGAGUUAACACCCAACUUAGGGGUCAAUCAUUAUAUUUCACGACUUCCACACUCAAAUGCAAUCGUUACCCCUCAAGGAUCAACACUUUCGGUUCAAAGGUUGACAUUUGUGAUUUAUGGCAUCUAUUUUACUCUCAGGUUCAAUGCUUUGGUCUUGGAGGUUGACACCUUGAAUUCGUGAUUUGAUCCUUGUACUUUUAAGCAUCUAUUUUAUCUCUUAGAUGUCGACCCUUGGUGGUUCAAUUUUUUUACGUAUAAACCAGUUUAUUUCUUAUAUAUAUGGUCCUGUAAAUUUUGAAGAUCAAUACCUGUCCUACUGCCAUAAUGUUUUUGACAAUCUUGGCAAGCAUGACUCAGAUAUUUUUUCCUUAAUCUCAUGCAAAAGAUCAACACAAAUAAGUAUAAAUAUUAUUUUUUUUAAUCAUCAAAAUCAGAUUAAGUUUGACUGAUUCUUGACUCAUAUAUUUAUACCAUGAAAUUAUUUAAUUGUUAUCAAAAUGUGAAGCUUUCAAUAAACUUCAUGGCGAGGUAAGCUACACUUACCAAGUCUUUCUCAAGCAGAAAGUGAAAAACUGCCAAUUCUAAAUUUACACACUCCAAUGUGUGUUCUUUUUUUUUAAAAUUAACCCUUGUCACUUAUCUCGCACCAUGUAUCUCCCUUUUUAGAACACGGGACAGAGGAGGAGAGGAAAUAACAGAUGGAUCCAUAAAAUGUGGGAAAGAAUGGAGAUUUACUAUUCUCAUUUUGAAAACUUAUUUGUUUCCUUCUUUUGAUCAUUCUUAUUUGGAUAGAGUUGAAUACUAUAAUUCAGAACCAAUUAUAUUCUAUUGUUGCCUUUUUCUGUUCAGAGUUGCUUUAUUGUGGGAAGUUCAUAUAUAGAAGCCCUGCGAUUUCACUAAAGGAAGGGCAUUACAACUCAUUCAUGUUGUCCGGUUCUCUCCUAGUGCUCUCUCUUCUUGUCAGGAGUCACUUGGGAGGUGCACCUAGGAAAACACAUCCUAUCCACCCCUCUGCAAUUGUCAUACACCGAAGAAGCAAAAGACUAAAGUUUAUCCUUGAAAGUUUUGAAGUUUAUAAGGACUCUCAAAUCACACUUCUUGUGGAAGGAAUAAGAAGGUUGACGACAGUUUUGGCAGUGCUGGUGAAUAAGGUCUUGGAAACAUUUAUUCAUUCAAAUUCUUAGAAUGGUUAAUUGUGAGGAUUGAACGCAGAAUCCCUAACUUCGAUAUUAAUGCUUCCACCACCUUAAUUCGCAAGUAAAAAAAAAUAUGUACAUCUCAUAUAUUCUAAAUUGUGUAUUUUGCAAGGGAAGUUGGGAGCUGUGGAACAAAAAAGUAAGAACUAAAGUUAAGUUUCUUUUCUAAUGAUCAAUUAAAUUUCUUCUUUAUAGUUGAAGAGUUUCAGUACAUCGUGUCAGCCGUGGGCCGAGUCUCUGGCGACAGUUGGUCAGCUGCAAUUACUUCGCCACAUGAUUUCCUUGAAGUUGAAUUCAUCUUGUAAGGUAAAUUAAUUUUUCCAUGAUAAUAUCAUCUUUCGGAAUGAUUUAUGUCCUAUUUGCUAUUUGUCUUCCCCAGAGCUCCAAUGAUGAAUGGGUGUUGCCUUUUUUGAGAAUGAUUUCAGUUGUUCUCCUUUUCUCUCUCCAUAAUUAAAAAAAUUGUCACGGUUCCUUCUGUGUAUUGUGAUUUUCUUUCUUCUUUUCACAGCAUAGAAAUGUUGAAACUAGUUCCCAUUCCAAUUGGAUUCUAUACGCUAACAUUUAUUCGCUGUUGUGGUCAGCUUCACUUUCGUGCUACACAGAAAAUAAGCAUUCACUAACAUUACUGAAUAACAUGGUAGUUGAAAGAGAGAAGGUAACCUAUCAUAUAUAAAAAAUAGAAAUCCAGUCAGUUAAGAAGCUUGAACACUGUGGAAGAAAAAUUUAACCGAUUUCAAUCAUGCCUGAUCUGAUUUCAAGGAAGAGUAUCCUAUUCCUUGAAACUGAGGAAGAGCAAAGAAAGAGCCAAUAAUCAGACGGCCUCCUUUCUUACAUGAGUCAGUCUCUGACAAAUCAUGUCUUUAAUUUCUAACAGAAGAAAAACAGUGGAGUCACUGUUCUCAGAUCUGUGACCAAUCACUCAUGGCCAUAUCUGCUGUUCCAACCCACCUGCCUCCUUUCCCCUCUCUGAAGAUUGGGUUUUGGACCUGAUUAUCUUGAGGAAAAUGGUGGGGGUCACACAGGACCGCUCUUCUUGCAAUUCAAGAGGCAGGUAAAUGAUUUACGUACAUCAGCUUUUUCAAACUCCCACCUCAGGAAAAUGGUGGCGUUUCAAGUUCCUUGGAGACACUAUAGUCGGCCAACAUUACAUAUAACACAGCCAUCAGCUAAUCCAGUAAUUUGGUUGGCUUUAGGUGAUCUACUGAGUCAACUGACAUAAGAUAAAAAACCGUUAACACAAGGAUGUUUUUACAAUUUGUGUAGGUAUGUUCGUAAUUUUACAUGCGAUGGUUUUUAGGUUUUGUUAGACAGCCUGCCGUAUUCACGGGCCCUCACACUUUCAAAUGCUAAGUUUUUACCAAUUCAUUAGGGAGAAUAUGGACACCCGUGCGGUGGCUGUCGUGAGCAAGCAUGUCCAUAGUACGUGACUCGAUAUGACUUUUUUUUCCUCUUAUUUUCGUUUUACUCUGGUGGCUAAUGGCAUUUUCCUUGCCCCUUCUCUUCCUUGGUUUCUCCUACACUUAUCUUCUCUCUCAAAUUUGAGCAUAAUCAUUGUAAAGGAUAGCGGCGGUAGGCAUCCAAACUGAGCUUUUGUAACAAUCAAAAAGAGAGACGAUAACAGCUGAGAGUUGUCCAUUGUUGUCCUUCUUCCUAUGCUUCUGACAGGGAGAGGGCGUGCAGAUGAUAUAACAAACUGAAGUGAGGUGUAUUUCUCUUCUCAUUCCCCACUUCUUCCUCUCACACUAUAGAAUUGGUGUGUUAAACGGGUGGGGGCUCUGGCAAGUCACCCUAAAAAAUUCACAUGUCGUAACACUGGCACUCUCUUGAGGAAAUCAAGUUUUAUGUCUAGUGUUAUUUUAGUAGUUUCCUCUAAAAAAGUUCAAUGAUUGCAUUUUCUGGAUAAAUCGUGUGAAGAAUUGAGGUUUCCUGUGGUAGUAUUAUGUUUUUUUUUCUUGAAUAACGUACUGCCUCUUUAAGAAGAAAAUAAAUCAGGCUCAUUGUAUAAGCUUCUGCAUAAAUCUAAAUAUCAAACCAAUCCUGAAGUUCUAUUUCAGAAAUAUCUUAUAGUUUCGUAUUGCAUGGAAUCUGGAAAGGAUAAUACGGGAACUCUUUUUCCAGGUGAUGAAUAAUGAAGGAACGAUUUUUGGCCGUCAGUCUCCCUUUAGCAACAUCUACAUGUGCAAAGAUUCUCCUCCUUUCUUAUGCAGAUGUAUGUCCAUUAUAACAAUAUCACAGGUAACUUAGCUACUCUUGAGUAUUUAUUAGCUUUAAACGAAAUCUACGAACAGAAAUCCUAUGUUUCUGUGGUUGUUACAAUUUGGUUAUGAAAUUCCUUCUUCCGCAUACGUUCUUCAUUAUGUAACAACUCUUUGGUAAGUCAGUUAACUGGAAGAAAGAAUCUAAUUCACUGCUACCUUUCUCCUUGGUGAUAGAAUCUACUAAAUAAUUGUGUAACAACCACUCUUGAGAUAUAUUACAUAGAAAUAGAAUAUAAUCAACGGGAUGUUUUGUCCUUUAUUAAUGAGGUUAUGUAAUCAGGCUAUUCAAAUACCCAAAACUUCUAAGCUUCAGAAAUUUUACAAUUUAUAUUUGGUAAAAUUUUGAAGGCAUCUAUACUAGUUUUUAAUGAUGAUGGUAAACCCAGUAUAUCUGAGUAAUUUUUAGAACACGUGCAUGGUUUUCGGCUGUGGGCAAGUUAAUAUUUCUAGACUAAAGCCUAAAAAAUGUGAGACUUCACAUCCAUAGAGCUGAACAUUGACCAUACACGUUCGAAUUGAUUGUCUGUCUUCCAUGUCUUUUCCAGAAGAAGAGUGAAAGAGCUUGGGAUGGAGAAAAUAAAGAUGUGAAAUUGGCUAUCUUGAGGAGAUUGGCAAUAAGUUUCAUGUUGAUAUAUGAAAUUAGUUUUCUUUCUCUUGUGCAUUUAUCAUCUAUUAGUAUAACCAACUGUCUUAAUUGAGAUUUCUGCAAACCCUGCAUGCAGGAUUUAAUAUCUGGAGUCCGAUGAUGUCCAUCAUGUCAAAUGUGAUUAUUAUUUUCCAAUUGUUUAACAUACAAAAAUGAUCGAUUUGUUGCAAUGUGUUCAUGUUUGCAGCUGUCUCAGUAUGUAUUUGAUCCUCAUUUGGGCACCUUAAUAUGCCAAAUGAAGAAAGCAACCGAUUUCUCACCCAUGGUAAGUGCUUACCAAAUCUGUUGUUUUUUGAGUUUAUAAUAUGGUUGACAAAAAUUAUUCACAAUGCCUCUGUUCAUUAAGUUUUUUGUUAGAAAUUUAAUAAAUAAAAGAUUUAUAAGAGAAUAAAAGAUUUUGAAAACAAUGUUGAAAAUGCGAAGCGACUUUAGUUUCAAAAUAUUAGCAGAUCCAAAUAUGUGAACCAGAAUCGGAAAAGAGUGUACACUUUUUCAAUGCCAUUACUAAUAUAAAAUAGAGACUGUGGCCCCUGCAAGUAAUGCAUAAAAAAGUUUUAUCUGCCUGGGAAAUCCGCCAUUGCCACUCUUCCCUGUUAUAGCUCCUGAUGACAUUUCCGAUAAAUAUUCGUCGGGAAUUCAGAUAUUCUGGUUUUCUUUUGAUGCAACGAAUUGUUCUUUUGGCUGGCCUUCAGCUAUCAGGUAGAAAGUUUUUCAUUCCGAUUUGACUUUGGCAAUCAAUUUAACAGGAUCUGAUGCACUGAAUUUAUAGUUUCAACUGCCACUUCUAAAUAAAAAAAAUUCCAGAUUCGAUGGUUUUUCCCAAAAGAAAUCAUCGUCAACUGAGAAAACAAAAAUUCUUUUUUUGAAAGUCGAUAUCUCUUUGAUUCAAUUAUACGAUUGAGAUGCUGCAGUAAAUGAGCCUUCAACCCUGGUCGAAAUUAGUAUAGUCUACGAGAACCUAGUUUGCUAAGGCAUCAGAAGAACUACGAAAAUCUUAUCCACUGCUAGGUUACUAAACGCUGUGGUCCAGUGGGAUAACCCAAACCAAAAUAUUACUGCAAAAAGAUGGAACUUUUUGAGAAACUAAAACCAAAGCUUUGAAAAUGGUUGUCCAUCGUGUCAAGUCUUCCCUUUCUUCUUAUCUCUGCUUAGCUUAUUAUCUUACUUCUUUUUUUUUUUCGAUUCCAUCCCUUCUUACUGGUUUUUUUAUUCUCUUAUAUCUAAUCGUGACUGCUGAAAGGAUUCAACAAAAUUAGUUCUGGCAUUUUCUGAAAUAGUUCCUCUAGAUUUUCAUAUGCAUUGAAGAAUACUGUCGAUUGAGCUCAUUGAAAAAGAUCAUCCUACAGUCAAAGAUGUUUGAUGAAAAUAAUCAUUCUCAUCAAACAUCUUUCUGCCUGUGAUUUUUAACACUUUCAAGAAAUUAAAAUCAUUUUCCUCCCUUCAGAUCAUAGGGCUCGGGACAUUCAUUAAUCAGUUUCACAGCACACAUAUGGGGGAGUACCUUCAGGUAGCGUUCUUUCAUAUAAGUUGAUGGCAUAUAUCCCCUUUCUGCAAGUUUCUGGUUUGAAGGAAAUUAAAAUUGUUGUUUCACGCCCUUUUUACAUGGGCCAUGCAGUACAUGGGCCAAUAUGUACGAACAAUAGCAGGAACUGCUGGGAUUUCAUCUGAGCCUGCCAUCGAUCCAGAAUCUGAGGUUGGUAAACAGUAAGCAGUGGGCAUCUUCAUCCUUGCACUCUCUAUCAUUGACUUUUCAUCUCUAUCUUUUCCAGGUGACUAAAUCAACAUUCUGGCUGAUGAACUUCUGUAAGCACAUGGAAAUCCCGAAGGAUAUGUUGGAUACCUGCCUGCCACCUUCUCUCUUUCCAGUACUCCAGACUUGA
Spirodela intermedia is the source of this 29421-nucleotide messenger RNA. The record is from the annotation of a GenBank genome assembly. NCBI's taxonomy places the organism in Eukaryota, Viridiplantae, Streptophyta, Magnoliopsida, Alismatales, Araceae.